Messenger RNA from Racocetra fulgida, 1183 nucleotides. NCBI's taxonomy places the organism in Eukaryota, Fungi, Glomeromycota, Glomeromycetes, Diversisporales, Gigasporaceae. The record is from the annotation of a GenBank genome assembly.
AUUAUACACUGUUGUUCCGAGAUUGUUAAAUCUCAUUGAACAAUUGACCAAUGGAUAUGUUAGAUUUAAUCGCAAGAGGUUGAAGGGCGAGAAUGGUCCAGAAGAUACCAUAAAUGCAUUAAAUACGUUAUUUGAAGUCUUGUUGACAUUAUGCCGUGUUAUGGCUUCUUUUACCCCCUUCCUCACGGAACAUAUUUACCAAAGCCUAAAAAAAUAUCUACCGUCAUCUGAUUCCAAUGAAGACGUUCGUUCUGUUCACUUUUUAUCUUUUCCAGAAGUGAGGAAUGAAUAUUUUGAUUCUGAUAUUGAACGUCGCAUGUCACGCAUGCAAGCAGUUAUUGACUUGGGUAGAAUUAUUCGCGAAAAAAAAACUAUUGGGUUAAAGACACCUUUGAAAGAACUUGUUGUGAUACAUUUAGAUUCACAAUAUCUUUCGGACGUUUUGUCACUUGAAAAUUAUAUCGUUGAAGAACUAAAUAUCAAAAAUCUCCUUGUUACAUCAGAUGAAAGUAAAUACGGCAUUAAAUACCGAGCAGAGGCUGAUUGGAAAGUGUUAGGUCAAAAACUUAAAAAAGACGCCGUUAAAGUAAAAAAUGCUCUACCCAAAUUGACUUCUGAACAAGUCAAAGAUUUCGUACACAAUAAGGAGAUUUUGAUUGAUGGAAUUAAAGUGGUCGAAGAAGACCUUCAAGUAGUAAGGUAUUUCGAGGAUACUAAUAGUCAUUAUGAAACAAGUACCGAUAAGGAUGUCCUUAUACUUUUGGACGUCAAAAUAUACGAUGAUUUGCAAGAGGAAGGAUUGGCUCGUGAAGUUGUGAAUCGUGUUCAAAGGUUACGAAAAAAGGCAGGAUUACAACCUACGGAUCCGGUAUUAACAUACUAUAAAUUUAUCAAGGAUGUCAAUAAUCAAAUAGAAACUAUUAUUAAGACACAAAAUGACAUUAUUGUCAAGACUUUAAAACGUUCACUGUUACCAAUUGCGGACAAAAUUGAUGGAGCUGAAGUCAUCAUCGAGGAAGAGCAAGAGAAAAUGCCAAGUCAAGAACAUAAUCUGGUCGGAGAAAGGCAAGCAGCCACUCAAGGUGUACCAGAUCUUGAUAGCCUCGUACCUGAUUCCGUGUCUAAUCAUAAAAAAGAUGCAGAGUUUUCUGAAUCCAGAAUUACAGCGGUAAAUAUUGUUUAA